GAAAGGAAAACGUGAAAACAGGCGGAACACCACGCCACUCAUUCUUUUCGUGCCGUUUCAAAGUAUGUCAAGGCAACUCCAUCAUGCAGUCGUGAUAUAACCUGCAUUCACCACGUGGCAUCAACCAUUUGUCAAAUGAGAAAGUUGACUUUAAUGUUAACUGAGCCAAUAAUAAUUCUCCACGCCAACCUACCCGCGUCCCUAUAAUUAAUUACCCUGAACCCUCACCUAAUCUCCCCCUCUCGCUCCCUUCGAAACCUAAUUUUCGAUCAUCGAUCCAGUGUCGUCUUGAAAAAGAAACUUAAUUUCAGAUGGAUUACAGGGUUGAUGGCAAUGUUAAUGGUGAUAUGGUGGGAAAUUGUGUUGAGAUGCAUAGUCAAGUAAGUGAUGGAGUUGGCAUGGGUAGAAGUUCUGUUAAAGUAGCUUUUCAACAGAAUCAGGACAAUAAAAUGGAUCCUGAUUCUGUGGAAUUGGGUGCAAUUCCAGAGGGGGUACCAACUGUGUCAUUGGCUUUGUCGGAUGAGCCCUAUGUGGGACAGGAGUUUGAGUCUGAAGCAGCUGCACAUGCAUUUUAUAAUACCUAUGCUACACGCGUAGGAUUCAUCAUUCGUGUAAGCAAACUUUCUCGAUCAAGGCGUGAUGGAUCAGCUAUUGGUCGGGCACUUGUGUGCAAUAAAGAAGGCUACAGAAUGUCUGACAAGCGUGAAAAAAUUGUAAGGCAAAGAGCAGAGACCAGGGUUGGUUGCAGGGCAAUGAUUUUGGUGAGGAAAGUAAGUUCAGGCAAAUGGGUUGUUACAAAGUUUGUGAAGGAGCACACCCAUCCCUUGACACCUGGGAAAGGUCGAAAAGAUUGCAUUUACGACCAAUACCCGAAUGAACACGAUAAAAUUCGGGAACUAUCACAGCAGCUUGCAAUUGAGAAAAAGAGAGCAGCAACCUAUAAAAGGCACCUGGAGUUGAUUUUUGAGCAAAUAGAGGAGCACAACGAGAGUUUGUCGAAGAAAAUUCAACCCAUAGUUGACAGGGUGAGGGAGAUAGAAGACAAAGAGCAGAAGAGUUGUAUAUAGUUUCAGUGUUCAAAUACAAAACCAAUCUGGUAUAGAGAAUGAUGUGCAGCAGUCACUGCUUACUUUCUUGUAGUCUUUCUAGGCAUUCAGUUAGUCUCAUUUAUUGGGAUCUCAUCAUUUGUAGAAAAAUUUAGGGCGUCAAUGUACAGUCCUUUUGAGUCCAUGCUCUGCCGUUGUGUUGGUCGACUGCACGAAGACUCUUGGGCAUCAGGAUGUUCCUGGAAGGUUAAAAUUAUUCCAUUGCUCCCUCAUGUCCAUUUAGUCAAGUUUUGAUAUGUUUUGUAUAGCAUCCAGGGGAUUGUAUCUCAGUAUUUUUUCCCUUUUCCCUUUUCUUGCAAGUGUCUUUGAAGAAGAAGUUUGGAUUUGAGACUAGGUCUAGAUUUUUCCUUUGAUCAUUAGAGUAAUGAGGGUUCUCCAGGCAUUGUAAGUAUCUUCCUUUCUAUGAAACUCUAUUUGUUUUA
Mangifera indica (mango) is the source of this 1528-nucleotide messenger RNA. RefSeq names its product protein FAR1-RELATED SEQUENCE 5-like. NCBI's taxonomy places the organism in Eukaryota, Viridiplantae, Streptophyta, Magnoliopsida, Sapindales, Anacardiaceae. The transcript has 3 exons. The record is from RefSeq and is a predicted model, not a curated record. Bases 312 to 1067 code for a protein of 251 amino acids.